Molecule: messenger RNA, 6458 nt
Organism: Coccinella septempunctata (seven-spotted ladybird)
Lineage: Eukaryota; Metazoa; Arthropoda; Insecta; Coleoptera; Coccinellidae
Product: zinc finger and SCAN domain-containing protein 20-like
Exons: 7
Coding region: 534-2456 (640 amino acids)
Biological process (GO): regulation of transcription by RNA polymerase II
Cellular component (GO): nucleus
Molecular function (GO): protein binding
Source: RefSeq, a predicted model, not a curated record
UGCGGCCAGAGUUUGCGAGUAACACCGUCUCGCGAUCAUCAUCAGACAGUUGGCCGGCAACCACGGUGGCGGCGUCGCUAAACUGAACAAACAAACACACACACACGGAACACACAUAAUAUACACACACACAGAUUCGCAAUUUCGAGAUCAAAACAAGGUAACAGUGCGAUACGGAAGGGCCGUCGAAAAAUCAGCUUCCGGUCGGUUAUAUGCACGUUUCGGUAUUGGCGCGCACAUAGUGGAUACUCGGCCGCCGAGUGCUGAUCCUAUUACGCCGAAAUUAUAUCAUCUACGUAUGAACCUAGGACAACAGUUUAAAGCUUGCCACCGCACGUCGCCUACCUCGAUGUGUUCAGCUGCGUUCGCGGACCCAUCUUCUUUUCUAUGAUUGCGAAGGUCCCGCACGACCAUCAUCGACUUGUGUUUUGUGUUGGUGUCCUCCACGUUUCUUCGCAGCAUCGAGACAGGCCGGAGUUAGCGCUACUACGCACUGUAUAAUCAAUGACAGAAAGUAGCCGUUCUACGAAGACAUGGGAAGUGAGCAUUACUGCCUGAGGUGGAACAAUCAUCAGAGUAACCUUCUAGGAGUAUUCAGCCAGCUUCUGCGGGACGAGAGCCUAGUCGACGUUACUUUGGCCUGCUCGGAAGGUCAUUCGAUCCGCGCCCACAAGGUAGUCCUGUCGGCCUGUUCCUCCUACUUCCAGACCCUCUUCAUAGACCACCCCAGCCGGCACCCCAUCGUCAUCCUCAAGGACGUGCGUUUUUCCGAGCUGCGCACCCUCAUCGAGUUCAUGUACAAGGGCGAGGUGAACGUGGAGUACUGUCAACUCUCCGCCCUGCUCAAGACGGCCGAGAGCCUCAAGGUGAAGGGCCUGGCCGAGAUGACGCGAGACUGCAAGACUGAAAACGAACAAAACGAGCCCACGGAGCUGGUGACGAGGAAGCCCCCGCACCAGCUCCUGAUGCCGGUCCAGCCGCCCGUCGCUACGAUAGUGAGGCACGAGGAGGAGGCUCAGGAGCAGAUCGGGUCGUCGCCGGUGAUGUGCAAGGAGUCCCCGGACAGCGAGAAGGAGACAGCGUCCAUCUCCAACGAGAACAUGAGGAGCGAGAGUCCGAUGAUGUGCGGGGAGGAGGAUGUGCCUAAUGACAUGACGAUACACAACAACACGGCUGUGACGUCGUCGCAUCUACCGCCGCCAUCUUGCGGUAGGCUGUCGCCUCAGAUCAAAACGGAGUCCCUACCUGGGACGUCCCUGCUGCCGCCGGUCCAACAGGUGCCUCUGAGUCUCAAGAAAGAAGUUGACUGGGGUGGAGGAUCAGAUGAGAAAAAUACUAAAGAUCCACCGGAGUUUUCUCGAUCACAAGAUCAGGAAAUUCCCGCAGCCGAAACAUGCUUCAACACGUCCUCGAUAGACAAGCCGUCCAGCACCCAGAGCAGCAGAUCGUCAACGCCUUUCACCAUCCCUUUCCCGUCCUUCACCUCGUCCCUACUGGAGAUGAGCCUGCUGCACUCCGGCCUGCUCAACGAGGAGCUGUAUCGCUGUUCGUCCUGCAUGGCAGCGUUUCCGUCCGUCUGGCUGUUGGAACAGCACAACGCCUUGCAGCACAUCGGAUCGCUCAGUUCCUUCGACAAGCCGUUCAUCUGCGAGCAAUGCGGCCAGAGUUAUAGGUAUCGAUCAGCCUACGUCAAGCACAGAGAGCAGAAUCACAGAGCCAGGCUGCCAGCAGACAAGCUCUUUUCCUGCGACGUCUGCGGCAUGCAGUUCCGUUACCUCAAGUCCUUCAAAAAGCACCGACUCAACCACGCUUUGGAGAAACUGCACGGGAAGACGAGCGAAGCUUCUAAAGUUUCCGUUAAAAGCGAGGCCGAGGACGAAACUGCUCACGAGUCCAAAUGUGAUAACAGCAGCGAGGUUUCAAGUAGCAACGAAGUGAUGUCAAGCCAGGACAUGGUGGUUGUGAAGACUGAGGUGGAGGAGGACCGAGAGGAUAGAGAUAAUAAUUCGACUAAUGAGGGACAGAUGUCCGACGCCGAGGUGGAGAAGACAGACUCCGAGCAAGACAACACGGUCGAUUCCAUAGGCCCGCUGACCCCCUCCUCCACCAUCUACAACACGGACCUGGCGAAGAACGACCAAGACUCCCCCAUAAUGAACUUUCUGAGGGGCGACAACGCGGCGCGACAGCGAGAGAGGAAGUUCGCGUGUCCCUUCUGCGGAAAAUGCGUGAGAUCCAAGGAAAACCUGAAGCUACAUGUGAGGAAACACACAGGGGAAAGGCCCUUCGUGUGCCUGUUCUGCGGCAGGGCCUUCGGCGGUAAGAGCGAUCUGACGCGACAUCUGAGGAUCCACACGGGCGAACGCCCGUACCAUUGUGAUAUGUGCGGUAAGUGUUUCGCCAGGGCCGACUACCUAUCGAAACACCUCACCACGCAUAUAAACACGCCCCGUUAAUGUUUUGAAUUGUAAUUUGAAACCGUUCACGGAGCCUUCACUAUUGACAGGCAUUGACAGUACUCGCGAACGAUCUAUGUUUUGAUUGAACCACCAAGCGUGGCCACAGACGUCUAUAAAAAGCCUGAAACGCAAUUUGACAGCGGUUUGUCAACUUGGUUGGCUGAAGUAUACCUGAUUUUAUUCACAGUGAGUACAAAGUAACACUAAAUACAGUUAGGAAUCUGGGUGCCCAAAUUCGUACAUGAUUUGUUAGUAUGGCAGACAGAUUAAUUCAAUUUGUGUGCCAUAAGAAACCUUAAGAACUAGGUCUGCCACCGUUGCCAAGUGACAGGGCUUCAAAAUUCUGAAAAGUUAUGUCGAAUCUUCUGUUCGUGUCUGCCACUUCGACCGAUGGCUAGAAUCAUCCUCCAAAAUAUGAAAAUCAGAGAGGCAGACAUCCAGACCACUGACUUCUGUUGUCGACAAUCUUUUCUUAUGACUUAAAAGUGGGCAUAGUGAAUGUUCAAGUGGCAGACCUGGUUUUUUAAUACGGAGACACUUUGAAGGUACACAGAAAAAUGGUCUGCCAGCAUGGUAGGGCCGCGUUGUCAAUUGGCAAUGCCCUCCAUGUGGGUUGAAGGGUAGUUGAGUGUUUUUAAGUGGCAACCCUAACUAACUCACCAAUUAAGUCAUCACUGAUUAGAUAAUUUUUUAUACAAUUACUCACAAAACAUCCAAAUUCAGAAAUGAGAGAGUUUUUCAAAAAAAUAUGGAAAUACGAAUAUUGUCAACUGUCAAAUGUGGAGGCGACAUUCACCCAACAGAAAACAAUUUGUGAUAUUUUUUUUAGAUUGAUUAUAUUAUAUAUCUUUUAUAUAAUUCUCUAUACACACAACUACAAAAUAGUUACCGGUGCUAUUACAUUAUAUUAGUUAUUUAUACAGAAACAACGAAAUACAGUAUAAUCUCAACAUAACUGGAAUACAUUUUUCAUAAAAGAAAUGAUUCUUUCUGAAUAGAAUUAUAUAUUGAAUUUAAAUAAUUGUAAGCUAGAUAUAUUAUAAUGAUAUCGUUAUAUAUUUAUUGAUUCAUAGUUCACCAGUUUCGUAUCCAUUUGAUUUUUUUUACCCCAUUUCAUAGAUAUAGAUUAGAGAUACAGAAAUUUGAAUUGCGUCUACGAGUCUCAAACAACAUAUAUUUAUGGAAAUAUAUGGAACGAAUUCAACAAAUAUCGCAUUCAAUAAAUAAAUAAGAAAGUGAGACCAAUAACUGACCCAUGUGGAACACCACCGACUGUCUCUUUGCAUCCCAUUUUGGAUAUCAUCUAUCUAAUCUAUAUCUCACCUUUUUUUUACAAAGGUGACCUCUAGCCAAGACUUCAAUUUCUAAAUAAUGGUUUUUGUUUCAACAGAGUAUUAACAUUGUUGGUUUUACAGUACGUUUAAGACCUGUUGUUGAAUAAAUGUCGAUGUACCUCUUGUGACAGUUUGCCGUUACAUAGAACUGCCUACUAGAUAUAGCUAUUUUUAUACAGAUAAACGUCCAUACAUCAGAAAGUUGUUACCAUUUUAUUAUUUCCUGAAAACAAUAUGAAAUUCUCCAUUUCAUUGGUUCGUCAUGCUCAAACAUCAGAAAGUAUUUCAAUUCUGGUACCUUUUUUUCGAUAUUGUCGUCACUUCAACCCUUUUCAAAACCCUUUGAGACGCCUCUGGCCCAGGUCAUUAAAAAAAGCAAAAAACCCAAUCAGCGAAUGUUUUCGAAUGAAGUGGAGAAUGGAAAUUGUACCCUACAUGAAUUGAUAUCCGCAAAAUAAAAAAAAAAUUCAAUUUUCAAUUCCAAUUUUUCUUCAGUAUAGUGAAGGAAUGUUUAUAUUCCUCACUGAACCUAGUGGAUAUCAAUUUUUUUUAUCCUGAAAUGUUUCUUCACUCUGACCCACACCAACCAGAAAAAUAAUUUUAUUUUGCCACAUUUGUAAAUGAAUUUUAAGCGAAAGGCAAACUUCAUAGUGAAUAAUGCUUGGCACCUUUGCAAUUAUCAUAUAUUUAUGAAAUAUAAAGUAGAUCUGUAAGUUUUAAUGUGAUUGGCCAGUUUUUAUUGAAUGAAAGUAAUCGUGAAUUAUUUAACGAUAUGAAUGGGAUGAUGGCACUCUUGAUCUGGUAAAAUAAUGUCAAUUUUCUCAGUUUUUAUUGUGAAUUGGGAAGUAUUAAUCGUGAAAAUAUUGGAACAUAUGACGAGAAUAUUCACAAAACGUUUGUAUUUUUACUAAUCUCUCUCUCUCUCUUCGCUAAAUUUCUGGAAAUUUGUUGUGAAAAUCGAUGUUGCCAUGUUUUAAUUGUUUUUUCGAUUGUGAAAGAAUUUUUCCUUCUUUUAUGUUGUUUUAAUAUUCAAGAUUUCCAAUUCAUCAUAGAAGGAUCGGAUUUUGAGUCAGAAGAAAUUCUUUGUUCAUUGUGAAUUUUAUUUCUCACAAAUAUUUUUUUCUUCUCUCUUGAAGUGUGUUAAUGCAUUCUUUUCGAUAUAACUCGAUGUAUGUACCAAUGAAGAUCAAUUCUGCCAUUACCGUAUGAGAAUGAUAACCUCUACUACAUUCCCACUUGACCCUUUAAAAAGCACCCUUCAUGAUUUAAAUCUGAAUGUAGUAUUCUAACCUUAUUAUUUCAAUGAUAUUUCUUAGAAUAUUUAUCUACUGCAACCAGAGUAGGUGGAUGAAAACAACUGAAAAGUCUCUGGAGUAUUUUUGAGAGAAUUGAAAUUAAAAAAAAUGUUAAAAAAUUAAAUAAAAACACUUUUUUUUAGUCAACUGAAAACAUCUGAGAUUACACAGUGUUGUGAAAGGAGGAUAAGCCUUUCUACUCUCUCGAAAAUUCUCGGAGAAGUCCAGAUAGGUCCGAAACGUUGAUAAGUGAUGAAAGAAGUAAUAAUAUAUUAGAAAAAGAAUAAAUUUUCACUAUAAACAUGGUGCUGCAAUUGUAAAUGAAUAUGUGAUAUAGAAAUGUGGUUAGUAGGAUUGUAUAAUUUAAUUAUUAACCAAUUCAAAUUUGAAAAUAUUUUUAAAUCUAUGUGUGAUGUAAGUUUAAAUGUAUUUUGAUGUUGCAGUUAUGUACCAUCGAUAAUUCUUGGUCUAAAAAAUAUAUUGAAUGUGUGUGAAAUUUCGUUCUGAUAUUUUCUAUUCCCAUACAUUAGAUCUGAAUCCCAUUAUCCUUUAUUUAAAAUAAUUUCGCGUAUAACUGGCAACAACUUCUUCGAUAAAACUCACUUCAAUGUGAAUCACGUUAAUUACUGUGAAGAAGAUUCUUGUCAAAUAAAGUCAAAUAAUUUCUUCAAGUAUUUUUUUCAACAAGUUUCGGAGUUCUUUCUUCAAUUUCGUAUAACUAAGUUCUUCCUUAAUCGUUUGUUACUUAUCAAACAUGUAUUUUCUUGCAAAUAUGAACGAAAAAAUCAAAAAUUCCUAGAUAGCAAGAUCAUUUGGUGAGUUGAACAGAUACCUGAAUUUUUCAUUUUUAGAGACCUGGAUUCAAGGAAGUUAAAAUUUUCUAUUGCCACAUAUGCAACCCUUUAGCUUGUCAGUUCUGCUGGAGGUUGCUCCUAAGCCAAGAAUACUGGCAUCGUCACCAAGACGAUGUUAGAAGAACUUUCAUCAACCCCAGGGCUUUCGGAACAACACCAAGGUCCGUCUACACGUGUAGAGCCUGCGACAUAGGCUACUCGAAGUACCAGCAUCUGAUCGACCACGUGAAAAACCACGAAGAAACGCCGCAGGUACCCUUUCGAUGUAUCGGUUGCAAGAGGACACCAAGAGAACGUAGAGAUAUGGAGGAAGAAGGUCCUCUAGAUCUAUCGAUGAAAUUUUAGGGAUUGUUGAAUGCUGUUGUUAUCUGAUCAUUGAAUGAUUCUUGUUUUAUUUCUAUAUUAAUCAUAUCUGAUGCAGAAUUAGUUGAAUUUUUUUGAAUGUUUCAAAGCUUUACUACUUAUUUCUCAAUUUGUUUCAAUGAAAUUUGUUCUGAUAAUAAAAUGUUCGUUAUA